This is a messenger RNA of Hirundo rustica (Barn swallow), 1101 nucleotides long. It is a transcript of the gene GPR15, whose product is annotated as G protein-coupled receptor 15. Gene Ontology annotation, cellular component: membrane. The record is from RefSeq and is a predicted model, not a curated record. NCBI's taxonomy places the organism in Eukaryota, Metazoa, Chordata, Aves, Passeriformes, Hirundinidae. The transcript has a single exon. Gene Ontology annotation, biological process: G protein-coupled receptor signaling pathway; immune response. Gene Ontology annotation, molecular function: G protein-coupled receptor activity. Bases 1 to 1101 code for a protein of 366 amino acids.
AUGAGGACAGCUGGGCCAGAAAUGGAAUUCCCCCAGCUGUCAUCCACGGCUACAGUCACCUCCAACUACGACUACUACUAUGAUGACCAGUGCCAGAACCAGCACCUGCAACAUAUGUCUACUUUCCUCCCUAUCCUUUAUAGUGCCGUGUUCCUGGUGGGCAUCAUCGGCAACUCAGUCCUGAUAGCGGCCUUGGUCUUCAAGCGACGGGUCCAGAGGCUGAUUGACAUCUUUAUCAUCAACCUUGCUACAUCUGACUUCAUCUUCCUCAUCACGCUGCCUUUCUGGGUGGACAUGGAGGUGUCGGACGAGGGCUGGAGGGUAGGAUCUUUCCUCUGCAAAGCUAGUUCCUAUGUCAUCUCAGUCAACAUGUACUGCAGCAUCCUGCUCCUCACCUGCAUGAGUGCCGACCGGUACCUCGCUAUCAUGCACCCCUCUAUCGCGCGACGGGUCAGGAGGAGGUCCUAUUCCACAGCCCUCUGCAUCUGUGUCUGGUUGUUAUCCUGCUGCUUAGGGAUGCCAACUCUUUUGUCCAGAGAACUGAAGAAGCACUCUGGAAAGACUUACUGCGGAGACAAAGCCGUGACAGAAGGCAAACAGAUCAUGUCACUGAUGCUUUUAAUCCUGGCCUUCUUCUUCCCACUGUUGAGUAUCUUAACCUUUUACUGCUCCAUCACCAAGAGACUCUGUGUGCACUAUCAAAAGGCUGGGAAACAUGAUAAGAAACUGAGAAAAUCCAUCAAGAUCGUCUUCGUUGUAGUGGCAGCUUUUGUUGUCUCCUGGGUUCCUUUCAAUCUUUUCAAGCUUAUGGCCAUUCUUUUGCAACUCCUAAAGCAGCCCGACUGUGUUUCUGGCACAGUUGCUCAGCUGGGCAUAAAGGUGAGCAGUCCUUUUGCUUUUGCCAAUAGCUGUGCCAACCCUUUCAUUUAUUUUUGUUUUGACAACUACAUCCGCAGAGCCAUGCUCCAGUGCCUCUGCCCACGGGUGAAAAUCAGCAGCAACAGCUCUGAUACCCUGGACACUCACCUGAGCCAUUCCUUAUCCAAUUUUGUGGCAGGGGAGUGUGCCACCAGAAAGAGGAAGCGCUCUGUGUCCCUCUGA